CUCCUCCUGCUCGCCCGCCCCUGCCCUGCCCGCCCGCCCCCGCCACAGCUCCUUUAAUACACUUUGGUUCUCCGCCUGGCUUUGGACUCUUCUCCUCCUCCUCCUCCUCCACCUCCUCCUCCUCCUCUUCCUCCUCCUCCUCCUCCCGCGCCGCCUCCUCCUCCUCCGCCGCUGCCGCCUCCUCCUCCUCCACCUCCUCCUCCUCCUCCUCCUCCACCUCCUCCUCCUCCACCUCCUCCUCCUCCUCCUCCUCCUCUUCCUCUCCGCGCCUUCGCUCCGCGCCCGGCCGCCCGAGGCAGAUCCAGGAGGCGGCGGAGGCGGCGGGCGCAGGAGCGCGGCUCCCGGGGCUGCAGCCGCCACCGCCAGCGCCGCCUGCGCUCGGGGCCGGUGGCCGCGGCCGUCGUCGCCGCCGCGCGCGGCGAGCAGCGGGAGCGGGAGCUGUGAGCGGACGCGGGGCUCGCCGGAGCCGGCGGGGCGGGCGGACGCGGGCUGGCCAUGCUCCUGGACGCGGGGCCGCAGUUCCCGGCCAUCGGGGUGGGCAGCUUCGCGCGCCACCAUCACCACUCGGCCGCGGCGGCGGCGGCUGCCGCCGCCGAGAUGCAGGACCGGGAGCUGAGCCUGGCGGCGGCGCAGAACGGCUUCGUGGACUCGGCCGCCGCGCACAUGGGCGCCUUCAAACUCAACCCGGGCGCGCACGAGCUGUCCCCCGGCCAGAGCUCGGCGUUCACGUCUCAGGGCCCCGGCGCCUACCCGGGCUCCGCGGCCGCCGCCGCCGCUGCCGCCGCGCUCGGCCCCCACGCCGCGCACGUCGGCUCCUACUCCGGGCCGCCCUUCAACUCCACCCGGGACUUCCUUUUCCGCAGCCGCGGCUUCGGGGACUCGGCGCCAGGCGGCGGGCAGCACGGCCUCUUCGGGCCCGGGGCCGGCGGCCUGCACCAUGCGCACUCGGACGCGCAGGGCCACCUCCUGUUUCCCGGCCUCCCCGAGCAGCACGGGCCGCACGGGUCGCAGAAUGUGCUCAACGGGCAGAUGCGCCUGGGGCUGCCCGGAGAGGUGUUCGGGCGCUCGGAGCAGUACCGCCAGGUGGCCAGCCCGCGGACCGACCCCUACUCGGCGGCUCAGCUCCACAACCAGUACGGCCCCAUGAAUAUGAACAUGGGGAUGAACAUGGCAGCGGCCGCGGCCCAUCACCACCACCACCACCACCACCCGGGUGCCUUUUUCCGUUACAUGCGGCAGCAGUGCAUCAAGCAGGAGCUCAUCUGCAAGUGGAUCGACCCCGAGCAGCUGAGCAACCCGAAGAAGAGCUGCAACAAAACUUUCAGCACCAUGCACGAGCUGGUCACGCACGUCUCCGUGGAGCACGUCGGCGGCCCCGAGCAGAGCAACCACGUCUGCUUCUGGGAGGAGUGUCCGCGCGAGGGCAAGCCCUUCAAGGCCAAAUACAAACUGGUCAACCACAUCCGCGUGCACACGGGCGAGAAACCCUUUCCCUGCCCGUUCCCGGGCUGCGGAAAGGUCUUCGCGCGCUCCGAGAACCUCAAGAUCCACAAAAGGACCCACACAGGGGAGAAGCCGUUCCAGUGCGAGUUCGAGGGCUGUGACCGGCGCUUCGCCAACAGCAGCGACCGGAAGAAGCACAUGCACGUGCACACGUCGGACAAGCCCUACCUGUGCAAGAUGUGCGACAAGUCCUACACGCACCCCAGCUCGCUGCGCAAGCACAUGAAGGUCCAUGAGUCCUCCCCGCAGGGCUCCGAGUCCUCCCCGGCCGCCAGCUCCGGCUACGAGUCGUCCACGCCGCCGGGGCUCGUGUCUCCCAGCGCCGAGCCCCAGAGCAGCUCCAACCUGUCCCCGGCCGCGGCGGCGGCGGCGGCGGCAGCGGCGGCGGCGGCCGCGGCGGUGUCGGCCGUGCACCGGGGCGGCGGCGGCGGCGCGGGCAGCGGCGGGGCGGGCGGCGGCUCCGGGGCGGGCUCCGGCGGGGGCGGCAGCGGCGGGGCGGGCGGCGGGGGCGGCGGCGGCUCCGGCGGGGGCAGCGGCGCGGCCGGGGGCCACAGCGGCCUCUCGUCCAACUUCAAUGAAUGGUACGUGUGAGGGGCCCCGCGGGAAGGGGGGGUCCCCGCUCGCCCGCGCCGCCCCCGCCGCCCGCUCGCCCGCCCGCCCAGCGCGCUGGGUGGGCUCGCGCCGCGAAAAUUGUGAUUCUUAUGAAGAUGAAAUCGACUUUACCAGCAGAAAGAUUUUUAAAAGUUUUUUGUUUCUUUUUUUUUCCAAAAAAAAAAAAACACAAAACAAAUAAUCUAAGCAUGAAACACAAAAAAAUAUCCCUUCCGGAGCCCUUGAAGCUGAAAAUAUAAGCUAGGAAAUUUUAAGAAAAUUGCAAAAAAAAAAAAAUCGCACCAGCCCCCCCACCUCCUCACCCCGGCCCCCUCCCCGCCUUCCUUCCCACCGCCUGCCUUCCCAGUCUGAUGACAAACUGUACAUAACAUCCCUCCCCUCCCUCUCGACGUUCUCGGUGUAGAGGUUUGUCCUUGUGUAAGUCUCCGGGUCCCUCUGCCUCCUUCCCCCCAAGUGACGGGCCUUUUCUUUUUCUCUUUUUUUAGUUGAGUCGGUUUCUCUUUAAUGUGGAGGAAAAUGAUUUCUUUUGUAUUGUGGUAUUGAAUAUUGUGUUCUUUUUUUUAUGAGGCAAACUUGAUUGUAAACUCCAUGCAACUAGAGACUGGAAAAAAAAACGAAAACCCAUGAGCCGUGCCAAAGUCUCCCAUUCCGUUUCUGCAAACGCGACCGCAGCACACAGCCCCGCCCCCCCCACCCCCACCACCAACGCUUGUGAAUGUAUUUUUCUGUUAGCUGGGUUUACAUGUGAUGUUUUAGCGCUUUUGCAAGUUCAAUUUGUUAGUUCCUGUAUGAAAGAUUGUGGGGGAAAAUAAACGUCGUGCCGUUAGCUUUUUUUUUUUUUUCGUAAUACCACCCUUCUGUAAAUACCCGUUGCCAUAUUUAUCCAUUUGUAAUUAAAUUAUGGUAUUAACUUGCUACAGAGGAAACAAUAUUUAUAAAGAAUGUUUCUUAACUAUAAAUAUGUACAAUUGUGGGCAUAAACUGUUUCAGAUUUUUUAUUUGAAGGUUUUAAGUGGUUUGAUCAUUUCUUGUGAUAUGUUUUGAGAGUAAUGCAUACAGAAAUAUAAUAAAAUGUGUUGAAACUGCAUGAACAUA
Messenger RNA from Sorex araneus (European shrew), 3210 nucleotides. RefSeq names its product Zic family member 2 (gene ZIC2). Gene Ontology annotation, biological process: central nervous system development; regulation of transcription by RNA polymerase II. Bases 496 to 2094 code for a protein of 532 amino acids. Lineage: Eukaryota; Metazoa; Chordata; Mammalia; Eulipotyphla; Soricidae. The transcript has 3 exons. Gene Ontology annotation, molecular function: RNA polymerase II cis-regulatory region sequence-specific DNA binding; DNA-binding transcription factor activity, RNA polymerase II-specific. The record is from RefSeq and is a predicted model, not a curated record. Gene Ontology annotation, cellular component: nucleus.